Molecule: messenger RNA, 756 nt
Organism: Aspergillus saccharolyticus JOP 1030-1
Lineage: Eukaryota; Fungi; Ascomycota; Eurotiomycetes; Eurotiales; Aspergillaceae
Product: 40S ribosomal eS10 domain-containing protein
Exons: 5
Coding region: 1-756 (251 amino acids)
Cellular component (GO): cytosolic small ribosomal subunit
Molecular function (GO): RNA binding; structural constituent of ribosome
Source: RefSeq, a predicted model, not a curated record
AUGAGCUUUGCGACGUAUACGGAAGAUGAGCAGAAACACAGCACUAGUGGGUUGCUGAAGGUGGAGUCGAAGAGGCGGUUGCUGAGGCGGAGGUCAAAUACGGGCAAUGCGGAGACCUUAGCGGAGUUGAUUAGGGCGCCAACCCUGCCAACGCUUCCCGAUUUGGAAUCACCGCACUUUUUCCACUCGACGGCAGCCCGCUCCACUCAACAUCAACUACUCUUAAACCACCCUCUUCGCGCGUUGUUAGAGCGAUUCCCCGAAGAGCGCCAGGAACUCGCAACAAUGCUUAUCCCCAAGGAAGACCGCAAGAAGAUCCACGAGUACCUCUUCCGCGAGGGUGUCCUCGUGGCCAAGAAGGACUUCAACCUUCCCAAGCAUGGCGACAUUGACACCAAGAACCUCUACGUGAUCAAGGCCCUCCAGUCCCUUGACUCCCGCGGUUACGUCAAGACCCGCUUCUCGUGGCAGUACUACUACUACACCCUCACCCCCGAGGGUCUCGACUACCUCCGCGAGUGGCUCCACCUCCCCGCCGAGGUUGUCCCCGCUACCCACAUCAAGCAGCAGCGUUCCCACGCUCCCCCCCGUGGCAUGAUGGGUGGUGAGGAGCGCGAGCGCCGUCCCCGUGCUCCCCGUGAGGGUGGCUACCGCCGCCGCGAGCAGGGUGAGAACAAGGAGGGUGGUGCCCCCGGCGAGUUCGCCCCUAGCUUCCGUGGUGGCUUCGGCCGUGGCCGUGGUGCUCCCUCUUCUUAA